GUCCAAGAGUUGCUGGAAAAGGCGUCGGACUCCAGAAUUCUGUCCUCUUGUCCAGAGAUUAAGUGGCAUUUUAUUGGCCAUCUGCAGAAAAACAACGUCAACAAGUUGAUGGCUGUCCCGAACCUGUUCAUGUUGGAAACGGUGGAUUCUGUGAAACUGGCAGACAGAGUCAACAGCUCAUGGCAGAAGAAAGGGUCGUCUCAGAAGUUGAAGGUCAUGGUGCAAGUUAACACCAGUGGAGAAGACAGUAAGCAUGGCCUUCCUCCCAGAGACACCGCCGCUGCUGUGGAGCAUGUCAUCAACAAGUGUCCACACCUGGAAUUUGUGGGGCUAAUGACAAUCGGCAGCGUCGGGCAUGACCUUAGUAAGGGGCCAAAUCCUGACUUCCAGACACUGCUGUCCUUGCGGCAGGAGGUGUGUGAAAAGCUGAAUCUCCCUGUUGAGAAGGUGGAGCUGAGCAUGGGCAUGUCCACGGACUUUCAGCACGCAAUAGAGGUUGGAUCCACAAACGUCAGGAUUGGAAGCACUAUUUUUGGAGAGCGAGAUUAUUCCAACAAAGCAGUCAGUGGCAAGGCCCCUGCUGAAACUGAAGGCAAAACGGAGGCCUUGACAGUGCAGGGUCAUUAG
Tauraco erythrolophus (red-crested turaco) is the source of this 627-nucleotide messenger RNA. NCBI's taxonomy places the organism in Eukaryota, Metazoa, Chordata, Aves, Musophagiformes, Musophagidae. The record is from RefSeq and is a predicted model, not a curated record.